AUGUGCAUUGUGACUCGUCCUGUUCUACGUUCUGUGUUGGAUUCCCAGUUUGAGAUGCGCCGGUCUGUGUACGGACCCACUGCCGCCGCGCCGUCGGAUCGAGCGUCACUCUCGUCGCUUGAACGCGCUCUGUUGGAGCUGCGCGAUGUCUGGCGUCGCGGGAUUGACCGACGGCUGCUGAGCGAAGUGCUUCCGACACUGCUCAUGUCUGGCUGCGGGCUGAUGCUCUCCGGCGUGACCCUGAGCUUCCUCAUGCAAUCCAGCGAGGCGUUCAAGGCCGUGCCUGCGCUCGUCGUGCUGCUGCCCGUGCUGCUCGGGCUCAAGUGCUGCCUCGAGAUGACCCUCGCGAGCCGACUCUCAACCGCCUUUCAUACGCAGCUGCUCAGCGACGCCGGCCCGAAAGACCAGCGCCGCAGCGUCAUCCGAGCCAAUCUCGGCGUCGUCAUCAUCCAGGCCACCUGCGUUGCGCUGCUCGCGACGGCGUUCGCGGCUGGAAUCACCUCGUUCGAGUCGGAGGAAGGAUGGGUGUCCCUGCAUCAUCUGGUCGUGCUGCUCUCGUCCGCCGUGUUAACGUCGUGCAUUGCGGCGCUGCUGCUGGGCAUGUUCACAGCGUACGUUGUGAUGGAAAGCAGUCGGCGCAACGUCGAUCCAGACAACAUUGCCGGUCCGCUGGUGACGGGCAUGGGCGACUUGCUCGCUGUCGUCCUGCUGGGCUUGACGAGCACAGUGUGCUUUUACUUUCCGGUGGCAACAACCAUUCUCACGGCGCUUGCGAUUGCGAUGAUGCCAUACUGCUUCCGCAUGGCCUCGGCACAUCGACCAACCUUUGUCGUCUUGAAAACGGGCUGGCCCCCGAUUCUCGCCAACUUUGUCCUGAGUCUGAUUGCAGGAAUCUUCCUUGAAGGUGACGUCGACGAGCUCAUGGGAGGCCUGGCCACCCUCGUCCCUGUCAUCAACGGGACGGGCGGAAACAUUGCUGGCAUUUACGCGAGUCGCUUUGCCACGUCGUUGCACAAGGGCAAACGCGGCGGGCACGAAACCACCGGCUCGACACUGGCCCUCACCACUGUGCCUGCUCAUCUCGCGUUUCUGUUGAUUCUGCGUGUGUCUCCCGUCGAUACCACGAGCGUGUCGUUGCCGAUCGCCCUCGCCUACUUGCUGGCUGGUACCAUCCAAGUCCUGGUGUUGCUGCGCCUCGGCAAGUACCUUGUGAAGCGUGCCUGGGCCCGAGAUCUCGAUCCUGACAACCAUGUUGUUCCGUAUCUUACGGCGCUGAGCGAUCUGAUCGGGACGACGUCCAUUGUUUUGCUAUCCAAGUUGUAGUUUGUGUUGUCGUUCUUGUUGUCGGUAGUCGUAGUAGUAUUAGUAGUAUUAGAAGUAGUAGUCCUCGUA
Molecule: messenger RNA, 1392 nt
Organism: Capsaspora owczarzaki ATCC 30864
Lineage: Eukaryota; Filasterea; Ministeriida; Capsasporidae
Exons: 2
Coding region: 1-1323 (440 amino acids)
Biological process (GO): monoatomic cation transport
Cellular component (GO): plasma membrane
Molecular function (GO): monoatomic cation transmembrane transporter activity
Source: RefSeq, a predicted model, not a curated record